Molecule: messenger RNA, 1674 nt
Organism: Uloborus diversus
Lineage: Eukaryota; Metazoa; Arthropoda; Arachnida; Araneae; Uloboridae
Product: trissin receptor-like
Exons: 6
Coding region: 1-1674 (557 amino acids)
Biological process (GO): G protein-coupled receptor signaling pathway
Cellular component (GO): plasma membrane
Molecular function (GO): nucleic acid binding; neuropeptide Y receptor activity
Source: RefSeq, a predicted model, not a curated record
AUGGACUCAAAUUGUCAACAAGGCACUGUUCAAGCUGGUGGUGGCAGCAUAAUGGUGUGGGCUGUUUUUACAUGGCAUGGACUUGGUCCUCUGGUGCGACUGAACCAAACAGUGACUGGAAAUGCUUAUGUUCAGCUACUUGGAGAUCACUUGCAGCCAUUCAUGGACUUCAUGUACCCCAACAACGAUGGGAUUUUUAUGGAUGACAAUGCACCAUGUCACCGGUCCACAACUGUUCGCGAUUGGCUUGAAGAACAUUCUGGACAGUUCCAGCGAAUGAUCUGGCCACCUAGAUCGCCCGACAUGAAUCCCAUCGAGCAUUUAUGGGACAUCAUCGAGAGGAGCAUCUUGCAGUGCAAUCUGAUGGCAGAGAAAAUCGAAGACUAUCCAUUUGAAUUCCAAACAGGGAUUCCCAGCACUGUCGACAGAGAAUGUCCGUACUGCAUCAGUCAUAAUGCAACAAAUUUUACAGUGAAUGGUGAUUAUAUCUUUAACAGGCUUGACACCCGAAUUGUCUUGAUCUUGGCUUAUACUUUUGUAUUCUGCUGCUGUUUUUUUGGAAAUCUUCUGGUUAUGAUAGUAGUCAUCAUGCACAGGCGUAUGAGGACCAUAACCAACUUCUUUUUAACAAACCUUGCUGCAGCAGAUCUGUGCGUGGGUCUCUUCUGUGUUUACCAAAAUUUAUCCUUCUAUCUUACUACUCACUGGGCUUUUGGAGAGUUCCUUUGCAAGAUGUAUCACUUUGUACACAGCUUGAGCUACACAGCAUCAAUUGCGAUUCUUAUUGUCAUAUCUGUUGAACGUUAUGUCGCUAUAUGCCACCCCAUGCUAAGUAAACAGGUAAUGACGCUGAGACGCUUGCGUAUUGUGGGUGCUACUGUUUGGCUCGUUAGUGCAGCAUAUUGCAGUCCACGUCUAAUUAUGUAUGGAACAACCGAAGUCCCCUCCAUUACUGGAGAAAUGGAAACUAUCUGCAUUCUAAAGAGAUCCUUCUACGACUCCAAGACAUAUGACUUGACAAACUUUAUCGUUUGCUUUGUCAUCCCCCUAAUUGUGAUUACAGUUCUGUAUUUCAUUAUUUGUCUUCGUUUGUGGAGAAGUAAUCAAGUAUCUAAGCAUUACAGCACCACCACCUUCACAGCACGUGCAACCAUAAACAACAGAGCCAGGUCCCAUUCGUCAACUUCUGAUAUCAUUGUCCAUGAUGGACAAUAUACCAUGACGCUGAAGCGUAACCGUUGCCCAAGUAGCGAGCUUCAUCCAACGACAACUUGUCGCAGCGCAAAGAACCAUGUGUUAAAGUCUCGGAGGAAAGUCAUUCGUCUUUUAGUGUCAGUUGUGCUCACAUUUGCUUUUUGUAAUCUUCCUUUUCAUGCCAGAAAGUUGUGGCAAAAUUGGUCUCCCCGAUAUGAUGGCACUAGCAACUCGUCCGUAAUCCUUACCAUUAUAACCACAUUGAUUUUGUACAUGAAUUCUGGAAUUAAUCCUUUCUUGUAUGCUAUUCUGUCUGAGAACUUCAGAGCAUCUAUGGUAGACGUACUAUUGUGUAAAUUAAAUCGCAUGCACAAAAACCGCGCUGCAACACGUUCUUUAAUAAGGAAUGAAAUGAACUCGAUAACUGUGCGCAGUAUAAGUAUUUCUCAAGAUGAUGUCGACAAAAAUACUACUCGAUGA